Molecule: messenger RNA, 3258 nt
Organism: Hypanus sabinus (Atlantic stingray)
Lineage: Eukaryota; Metazoa; Chordata; Chondrichthyes; Myliobatiformes; Dasyatidae
Product: alpha-taxilin-like
Exons: 10
Coding region: 159-2015 (618 amino acids)
Molecular function (GO): syntaxin binding
Source: RefSeq, a predicted model, not a curated record
GGAACAGUUGUGAAACGGCUGCGCGGUGGACUCUGAUUGGUUGAUAAAAGGAUUAUACGCAAUGACGUAUAUCCUCCUCGCCCCAACGGUGUGGGAAUUCCGCUGCGGAGUCAAAAUACUCGGCUUCGGCUCAGGUUUCCAUCAAAUAAAACAUAACCAUGAAAAAUCAAGAUUCUGAGAGUAAGUUCAGCCCGUCUGCUGAUGGUGUUGAGGCUGAAUUAGUUGGAGUCGCAGGUGCAGAACCUUUUGGAGGAGAAGAUGAUCUAAGGGUUGAAUCUGCUGGACUGGAAACAGUUUGUCAAACAAUUGAAAAAUCUAGUGGCCAGAAUGGGCUUGUUGAAAACCAUGAUAAUGUCGAAGUCUGUGAAGAGGUUCUGAAACAAGCAGCAGGAAAUGAUGGUGAGGAAUCAUUUAUUGUCCAAGGGACGUCAACUGCAGAGAGCUUGAACAGCCUCCAGCCUGAGUCUUCGACAUCUGAUGUCUCAGAUGAGCUUAGCCGACAGCUAGAAGACAUUCUGAACACUUACUGCUGUAAUCUGCCAGACCACAGUUCUUCUGUGCAGUCUGAGGAAUCACCAGAAAUGGAAGAGCUUGAAAAGUGUGCCAACAGCGAGCCACUCAGGAAUGGUGUGCGGGAGAUAGAGUGUGGGGAGAUGAGUGAAGAGAUUGAGAAAGUGGUGAAGGCUGAGGUUCGUGUCAAAGAGAAUGGAGAUGUCCAGAACAACAAGGACCUGAAAAAAGCUCCAGAAAAAAAGAAAACCAAAGCAUUGGGAAAGGAAAUUACAUUACUGAUGCAAACAUUGAAUACUUUGAGCACCCCGGAAGAGAAGCUUGCUGCACUCUGCAAAAAAUAUGCAGAUAUGCUUGAAGAGCACAGAAAUACACAAAAACAAAUGAGGCUGCUACAAAAGAAACAAACCCAGAUUAUCCAAGAGAAGGAUCACUUGCGGAAUGAGCAUAGCAAAGCCAUUCUAGCACGUAGCAAGCUGGAGAGCUUGUGUCGUGAGCUGCAGCGCCACAACCGAACGCUCAAGGAAGAAGGUGUUCAACGUGGAAGGGAUGAGGAAGAAAAGCGUAAAGAGAUCACUUCUCACUUCCAAGUAACUCUAAACGAUAUCCAGGCACAGAUGGAACAACACAAUGAACGGAAUUCCAAACUGCGCCAGGAAAACAUGGAGUUGGCUGAGAAACUGAAGAAACUGAUAGAGCAAUAUGAGCUGCGAGAGGAGCACAUUGACAAAGUGUUCAAGCACAAAGAUCUACAACAACAACUCAUUGAUGCCAAGCUCCAGCAAGCACAGGAGCUACUGAAAGAAGCAGAAGAAAGGCAUCAGAAAGAGAAAGAUUACCUGUUAAAGGAGACUGUGGAAAGCCAGAGAAUGUGUGAACUGAUGAAGCAACAAGAAAUUCAUCUGAAACAGCAGUUGGCACUCUACACUGGAAAGUUUGAAGAAUUCCAGACUACUCUGUCAAAAAGCAACGAAGUAUUUACAACCUUCAGACAAGAGAUGGAAAAGAUGACAAAAAAGAUUAAGAAACUGGAAAAGGAGACAACGAUGUAUCGGAGUAGAUGGGAGUGCAGUAAUAAAGCUUUACUGGAUAUGGUCGAGGAGAAAACCCUGCGCGACAAAGAAUUUGAAAAUCUUCAGAUAAAGAUUCAGCGCCUGGAGAAAUUGUGUCGAGCUCUUCAGACUGAGAGGAAUGACUUGAAUAAAAAGGUUCAUGACCUGAGUGUCCAGUCUACACAGGAUGGGCACAACAAGGGGGCUGGAGAAAAUGAAGAUUCUCAGUCCUUCAGUAGUGUUCCCCAAGAUGAUCAAGGCAAAGGAUCUACACCAGGUGUUUCUGUAAAGCCUAAUUGCCCUAGCCAAGAAAUUCAGCUCUCAUCUGAAGUUUGUGCUUGUGUGACUGAGCAAAUACAGUCACCCAUAUUUACAGAAAAUUUGGAGAAAUCUACCAGUGAAGCUUCUAGCACCCAGCCUGAAUUACUAUCAUCAAACAGCUCAUCAGAGUAGCUUGCCAUGGCCAUAGGGAGUGCAAAAAGAAGUACAUAGAAUGUUAUUAAAUCUAAAAUGUUUGGGCUGUAUGGAACUGAGACAUUUUUACAAUAUCUUCGUUUGGGUGAAAUUAUUCAUUAGUGAUUUGGUUAAAUAAGUUUCCUCAAAAGCUUGUUGACAAAACUUCUGUAUUAGACCAAAUGGUUCAUGCAAGUAUGAGUCAAAAAAGUUUGGUUUAAUUGCAUGCAAAAGCUAUCAGUGUGAUUGAAAUAGGCUCCUGAAGUCAACUUUGCACAUUCAACAGUAGAGGCCAUUUGAAGUAAAUCAGAUGGUCCAUUUUUUAUUUACACUUUCUUAGGUUUUAAUGUUCUUUCUGCACUCCCUGUCCUUGGAGUAUACACCUAUACCUCUCCAGUUACUUUGAUUUUAUUGAGCUGUUUUCUGUCCACAAAAGUUGGCAAACACAGUUCUUUGUCUACUUUAGCUUUUUAGUAGAUCAUUAGAGGAUGUGCAACAGUGGCAUGGCAAAAAACACAUCUUUUUCACCCCUGCUUUUGAAGUGGUUUUUAAAGUACCCCUGGCAUGUGAAAAAACAAGGGUCAGACAGAAGGAAGUACAGAGAAGCCUUUUUCCACAACUCAUUUUGUUUGAAGACUGAAAAGAUUGAAGGUUUAAAUUAACCGAGAAAAUGUUAAUUUAAAUUAACUAAAGCAAGUGAUAUUUAAGCAAACCAUUUACUCUUGGAUAACACUGUCAAAAAGUCUUUGAGGGAGCUUUCAUAUCCUCGAUUCCAUCUAAUUUACAUAAAUCGACAAUUUAACUGAACCAAACUUCAUACUUUCUCUCUUUGUCCACUUUUUUAAAAAAAUCUUGCUUCCAUACUGUUUCUUCAUUUAACAUUUGCUUAAGAAUCAGAAAAGAUUAUCUCAAACUUUUAUCUUGGAUCUUAGUAAAUCUUUUAAAACAUAUUAUUGUGAAAUGUAAAGCUGAAGAUAUUGCCAUUGCAAAUGGUGUUUGUGAUGUUACCUUUUUGGGAAAGUUUUAUUUACUUGUUUGUAGUUCAUUAUGUUCUCUUAAAGCUCAUUAAUAUGAGCACUGAAUAAAAAUGUCACAUGCACUUUCAUUUGCCACCUUCACUUUGUUCUGAAGUCCCGAGAGAUUUUACAGGACUAUGAUGAUGUUACAGAUGGACGGUGGAGGCAAUUGGUUUUCCUUUUUAACCACAUUUUCUACCAAAUAAAAUCUUUUGUUAUACUUAGCA